UACUCCCAAAUCAUACCACAUUCCUAAAUCAUACCACAUUCCUAAACCACACCACAUUCCUAAAUGUCUGAACUCAGCAACGAUAACAGCAUCGCCACUGAAUUGGCCGACGGUGGCGUGCCUGCUUUCAGACCACGUUUCUUAUCUCUCACCGGCGAAAUCACCAGAGCAGUGGUCAUUCCAAGUAUCUCCCCAGUCUCUCCGGAUACCACCGCUGCUUCUAGUGACACUGACAUGAUCCCUGUUGACGGGACGUCUGAACGGAGAGAGUCAGAUGUGAGCUUGAUUGAUAUCUAAAACAAUCCGAAUCUAACCAGUCGGCAAGGAGGACAUUCCCUAGAGCUGAAGUGAAUCGUGCUAUACGUCCUAUCUUAGUAUGGUAAGCCUGAUUACCUAGUUCAUGAUGAUUCUGGUCCCAUAAGAGCACUCUGCCGUGCGAAAUCUGGCGUGAUAUCUUCCUAUUCUAGAAGGUAGUUUAUCGAUCAUGAUAUGGGGUGGCUAUUAGUUACGAUACAGCAGCAGUCAUGGAUGGGGAGUCAUAAUACUUUGGGAUUUUAGGUGAAUAUUUAUAUGUUAACUAUGGUAAAUAAAUGUAAAAUUACAUUA
Molecule: messenger RNA, 606 nt
Organism: Babjeviella inositovora NRRL Y-12698
Lineage: Eukaryota; Fungi; Ascomycota; Pichiomycetes; Serinales
Exons: 1
Coding region: 64-297 (77 amino acids)
Source: RefSeq, a predicted model, not a curated record